Microthlaspi erraticum is the source of this 678-nucleotide messenger RNA. The record is from the annotation of a GenBank genome assembly. NCBI's taxonomy places the organism in Eukaryota, Viridiplantae, Streptophyta, Magnoliopsida, Brassicales, Brassicaceae.
AUGUCAAUCCGAAUUCCGCCGGCUUCUUGGGCAUUUCGCGGUUUCGUAUUGUGUUUCGUCUUCCUCAGCUCGUUUCCAGGAACAAUACUAACACAAGAAGUCACACUCGAUUCUAUUCGGAUUUUCACGACUCACGAUUGGUUCUCCAUAAAGCCUACAGUCUAUUUCCAGUGUAAAGGAGAGAACAAGACCGUGUUUCCUGAUGUUAAGAACACGAAUGUUUCUUAUUCUUUUAAAGGCGAAGAAUCUUGGCAGCCACUGACCAAACUCGAAGGAACAAAAUGCAAGAGAUGUGGAAUCUAUGAGCAAGACCCUCUUACACAUGACACAUUUGACGAAUGGGAGCUUUGUCCUUCUGAUUUCACAGCUGAGGGUACAUACACACACGGCAGAGAGAAAGAAUUCAAUGCUACUUUUCUCUGCCAUGGAUGCUCACAAGUCGGACCUGGUUCGAAUAAAGAAUCUGGCACUGAGAAAGAAGAAGAAAGACGUGGAAUGCGUCCUGCAAUCGUGGUACUCAUUGUAGUACUUGUGUUAGGUGUAGCUGCGGCAGGACUUGUGGUGGGUUAUAAGUACUGGAGAAAGAAGAAACGGCAACAAGAGCAAGCCCGCUUUCUCAAGCUGUUUGAAGACGGUGAUGAAAUGGAGGAUGAACUUGAACUUCAAAAUACUCUAUGA